Molecule: messenger RNA, 1800 nt
Organism: Alosa sapidissima (American shad)
Lineage: Eukaryota; Metazoa; Chordata; Actinopteri; Clupeiformes; Clupeidae
Gene: lpar4
Product: lysophosphatidic acid receptor 4
Exons: 2
Coding region: 708-1769 (353 amino acids)
Biological process (GO): phospholipase C-activating G protein-coupled receptor signaling pathway; positive regulation of Rho protein signal transduction
Cellular component (GO): membrane
Molecular function (GO): lysophosphatidic acid receptor activity
Source: RefSeq, a predicted model, not a curated record
UCCUCUCCAGCCAAGCGAGGUGCUAUUGUCUCGUUUCCUGUGACCGUUCGAGUCUUCCAGAGUCUAGGCUACCACUCAUACUCACACAAAUGCACGCCUUUCUCCGGUAUAACACAGUACCAGUUGCUGAAUAUCGCCGCCAAAGUGGUAUUAUUUGAAGCUCUCAGUGGUGCACUGGGAACUCGCUUCGCGCGUGGUUACUAAAGAUUUGUGCAUGCCCGGCAAGGGAUUGAUUUGCCGUUACUGACACUGGUAAUGACAUGCUCAAGUUGAAGAAACUUCACAUUUGUUAUGUUGACUGGACUCUCGUAAGGAUAACAAACAAGAAGAGGCGCAAUUCACUGGCAAGAUGUACAACUUGAUUCUUUAAUUUUGGCUGAAGUGUGCUUACUGAUCCAACUCGUCGCGAGGGGCACUUUUGCAUCAGUUGGCGGAACAUCAGUGCAAUUGACAACAGCGGUUCAUUGCCAACGAGGAAACGGGGACUGGACUAGUCCUGUUGUCACAGACAAAGGCUCUUGGUCUUGUAACUCCCAGAAUCCCUUUCUCCCCCAGCGGUGGCCAUGACAAGGAGAAAGCGACUCUGCGGCCCGUGCUCUUGCUGACAGCCCCACGAGGUCGGGACUGUAGAGGAGGGAGCUGCUUUUUGCCAAAGUCCUCGCCGAGCCCCGUCCGAAAAAAACAACAACAACGACAAAGCCGUUGCCAUGGCGAGCCUGGUGCUGAACGAGACGGGACUGGAGGACUGUGGCAUCGACGACUCGUUCAAGUACAACCUGUACGGCGUGGUGUACAGUGUGGCCUUUGUGCUCGGCCUGGUGACCAACUGCGGCUCACUCUUCGUCUUCUGCUGCCGCAUGAAGAUGCGCAAUGAGACCACGCUCUUCAUGACCAAUCUGGCACUAUCGGACUUAGUGUUCGUUUUCACACUGCCCUUCAAAAUCUUCUACAACGUCAACCGGCACUGGCCGUUCGGAGACUGGCUGUGCAAGAUCUCCGGCGGCGCGUUUAUCACCAACAUCUACGGCAGCAUGCUCUUCCUCACCUGCAUCAGCGUUGACCGCUUCCUGGCCAUUGUCUACCCGUUCCGCUCGCGCUCGGUGCGUUCGCGCCGCAACGCUGCCGUGGUCUGCGCCGCCAUCUGGCUCCUGAUCGUGGGCGGCGGCAUGUCCGUCACCUUCUUCUCCGCCACCAACCGCGCCAAGAGCAGCACCACGUGCUUCGAGGGCUUCUCCAAGAACACAUGGAAGACGUACCUGUCCCGGAUCACCAUCUUCAUCGAGAUCGUGGGCUUCCUGAUCCCACUGCUCAUCAACCUGGCGUGCUCGUCCAUGGUGCUGCGCACACUCCGCAAGCCGGCCACGCUCUGCCAGAUUGGCACCAACAAGGAGCGCGUGCUACGCAUGAUCGUGGUCCACCUGGCCAUCUUCAUCAUCUGCUUCGUCCCGUACAACUCCGUCCUGUUCUUCUACGCCUUGGUGCGCACGCAGGCGCUGGAUAGCUGCUGGCUGGAGCGUCUGGCGCGCACCCUCUACCCCAUCACGCUGUGCGUCGCCACGCUCAACUGCUGCUUUGACCCCGUGGUCUACUACUUCACCUCCGAGUCCUUCCAGAAGUCGCUGACCACAGGUAAGGGCCAGGCGCGGCCUGAGAACGUGCCCCGCAGCGAGGCGGUCCUCUCGGGGAAGGAGAGCAACGACACCGAGGUUGUGGAGACCCAUCAGCUGGCCAGCAAUGGGAAAGAACAGGUAUCAGAGACCCAGUUCUGAAAAAGUGUGGGGAAAGUGCUUCAGGGAAACU